This is a messenger RNA of Anopheles maculipalpis, 1846 nucleotides long. Its product is annotated as brain-specific homeobox protein. Gene Ontology annotation, molecular function: DNA-binding transcription factor activity, RNA polymerase II-specific; DNA binding. The record is from RefSeq and is a predicted model, not a curated record. The transcript has 5 exons. The coding region runs from base 14 to 1846 and encodes 610 amino acids. Gene Ontology annotation, biological process: regulation of DNA-templated transcription. Lineage: Eukaryota; Metazoa; Arthropoda; Insecta; Diptera; Culicidae.
UAGUGAACAGUCAAUGUGUACAACGGAUCAGCGUGGCAUGGCAUCGUCCGUACAGGCACAUUUGCACGCGAGCAGUACAAGGCCAGGUUAUGCCUCGAAGGACCCACUUCCGGCGGCACUUGCGGCACGGUGCAAAUCACCCUCAGCGACGGGUGUUAUUGCCGUCAAAACACCAUUCUCGAUCGAGGACAUUCUUUUCCAAAACGGUGGUGGUGGUGGUGCCAGUGUUGGACAUCCAAACAGUCCGUCGAGAGAGCGUGCGAUUCCGUCACCCGCCGAUCGUCAUCCGGUAGAAUCGGAUGCAGACGAAUCGGAUACCGGAGAAGAUUCGCCAGAAGUUGCCACUGUUCCGACGGUUAACUCUGUAAACAGUCAUCGGAGUAAGAGCUCGUGUGAGUUAAGUGUAUCCGACCGGAGUGUUGUUAGUGGUGGUUGUGGAGAAAACAAUGCAAAACCUGGUGCAGAUAGUGUUAGUGUGCGUGGACGAAGCGGUCAGGAUGGGAAUGGAUUGGUUAAAGGUGGUGAAGAUGACUAUCGGAAGUUAGUGAUGCAUUCGGAAAGAUUUGGCAGUAGACUAAACUUGGACCCCAGCAGCACACCUCACCAACCCACAUCAGCUCCCCGAGCUCAACAACCACCGCCACCACCUCCUCCACCGGCACCUACGGUGAGCAAUUCCGGCCCAGUACAAUUCACUAGCGGACCGUCGGCCGGCGUCAUGUACACGACCAACCCGUACAGUGAUCCGGGCUAUCUGCAGAUGGCACUCGGCGCCUACCUAGCACCGUCGGCCAGUGGAUACAAAACGGUCGAUCCAUACUUCCUCUCGCAAGGAAUUUUCGCCAGCUCGCCUCUAUUUCCCGGUGCCGGUUGUCCGGAUAUUGCGCUCGGUUUGGGCAUGGGCAUGAGUGCGCUGCGCCAUUGCCGACGUCGGAAAGCUCGGACCGUGUUCAGUGACCCGCAGCUGACAGGGCUGGAGAAGCGCUUCGAGGCACAACGCUACUUAUCGACACCGGAACGUGUCGAGCUGGCGUCCGCGCUCGGGCUGAGUGAAACGCAAGUGAAAACCUGGUUCCAGAAUCGGCGCAUGAAGCACAAGAAGCAGCUACGGCGACGUGAGGUCAAUGCGGCCGAUACGGGCGGAUCGGGUUCGGGUCAGAAUGGUGGAAGCACCAACUCAUCCUCUUCAUCCUCCAGUCGACUUCAUGGAGCAGCUCCAGCGUCCUCUACCGGAUCAACCACUUCAACCUCCUCGUCUUCCUCGUCCGGUUCGUCAGGAUCGGCCACCACCACAGGCGGUGAGAAAGGUGGCUUUACUGUCUAUAGCAACGGAAAAGCCGCUCCAGGUGGAGUGUCACUCGGCAACAAACCUCCACCCAGCUCGUCCGCUUCCUCUUCCGCCUCUUCCUCUUCGUCCAGCUGUACCGGUGCGGGCAUGCUAAAGCCCUUAACGUCCGGCAGUGGAUCGAUGCACUCAUCCUUUAGCUUGGUGAAACGGUCCGCGGCUGCUGCAGCGGCGGCGGCUGCGGCUGCAGCUGCCACCAUGAACAAUGGUGGCUCGGGAGCAUCGAUUCACCAUCCGUUUCAUGCUAAUCAUCAUCAUGCACCAUCGCAUCCCCAUCACCAUCAUAACCAUCAUCAGACGCCGCAGCAGCAUCAUCCGGGAGCUGGUGGACCUUCGGGGCCUCAUCACCUUUUGGCGACCCACCACCUAUCGCAUCUUGGCCCUCCACCUGGCCACCGUACACCACCGACUAGUGAGGAUGAAAAUGAGAUGAUGAAUGAUAGUGAUUCCGAUUGUAGCGACGUCGAUAUUGUUGGGGACGAUCAAGGUUAUCUUACGUAA